This is a messenger RNA of Ceratotherium simum simum (southern white rhinoceros), 1450 nucleotides long. NCBI's taxonomy places the organism in Eukaryota, Metazoa, Chordata, Mammalia, Perissodactyla, Rhinocerotidae. The record is from RefSeq and is a predicted model, not a curated record.
UGUCACAGAACCCAGGAUGCGGGGUCUGCCUCUCUGCUGCCUGGCGCUGGUGCUGGCAGCCACGGGGGCUCUGCUGAGGGCCGGGACCCCCAGAGAACAGGUCGCCAGCACCCCAGCCCUGCCCGGGGAGCCGGCCACGGGCACUGGGGGUCUCAUCUUCCGCCAGGACUGGGACUGGCCCCCCCUGGGCGUCUGGCCACCAGGCAGCCCACGGGAACCCCUGGGGUGCCUGGUGACGCUGGGCAAGGGUGGCAAUGGGAGCAGCGUCCCCCUGCGGGUGGUGGGGGCCCUGAGCGGCUACGAGCAGGCCUUUCUGGAGGCCGUGCGGCGUGCCCACUGGGGCCCCCAUGACCUGGCCACCUUCGGGGUCUGCUCCCCCGGCAACAGGCAGGCCACCCUGCUCCCUCUGCAGCAGCUGCAGGCAUGGCUGGGGGAACCCGGGGGGCGGCGGCUGGUGGUCCUGCAUCUGGAGGAAGUGACGUGGGAGCCAACGCCCUCGCUGAGGUUCCAGCAGCCGCCACCUGGAGGAGCUGGUCCCCUGGAGCCGGCGCUGCUGGUGCUGUACCCUGGGCCCGGCCCUGAGGUCACUGUCAUAGGCGCCGGGCUGCAGGGGGCCCAGGGCCUCUGCCCGUCCCGGGACACCCGCUACCUGGCGCUGGCCGUGGACCGCCCGGCGGGGGCCUGGCGCGGCCCCGGGCUCGCCCUGACCCUGCGGCCCCGCGGAGACGGUGCCCCCCUGCGUACGGCCCAGCUGCAGGCGCUGCUGUUCGGCGCUGAUCCCCGCUGCUUCACGCGGAUGACCCCGGUCCUGCUCCUGCUGCUGCAGCAGCCCGGGCGCGCGCCCAUGCCCGCGCACGGCCGUCUAGACACGGUGCCCUUCCCGCCGCCCAGGCCGUCCCCGGAGCCCGAGGAGCCGCCGCCCAGCGCCGACCCCUUCCUGGAGACGCUCACGCGCCUGGUGCGCGCGCUGCGGGGUCCCCCGACCCGGGCCUCGCCGCCACGUCUGGCCCUGGACCCGGGCGCGCUGCGGGCGCAGCGCAGCGCGGGGGCCGGGGCCGUUGACGGGCCGUGCUCGCUGCACCAGCUGCGCGUGGACCUGCGCGCCGAGCGCUCGGUGCUCAUCCCGGAGACGUACCAGGCCAACAACUGCCAGGGCGCGUGCGGCUGGCCGCAGUCCGACCGCAACCCGCGCUACGGCAACCACGUGGUGCUGCUGCUUAAGAUGCAGGCCCGGGGCGCCGCCCUGGCGCGCCCGCCCUGCUGCGUGCCCACGGCCUACGCGGGCAAGCUGCUCAUCACCCUGUCCGAGGAGCACAUCCGCGCGCACCAUGUGCCCAACAUGGUGGCCACCGAGUGCGGCUGCCGGUGACCCCCGCCGGGCCCCGAGCAGCGCCCUGCCCAUAUUUAUUCGGACCCCAGUCAUCGCCCCAAUAAAGACCAGCAAGCACCC